This is a messenger RNA of Trematomus bernacchii (emerald rockcod), 2147 nucleotides long. Its product is annotated as serine/threonine-protein phosphatase 4 regulatory subunit 2-A-like. Bases 159 to 1283 code for a protein of 374 amino acids. The transcript has 9 exons. NCBI's taxonomy places the organism in Eukaryota, Metazoa, Chordata, Actinopteri, Perciformes, Nototheniidae. Gene Ontology annotation, cellular component: cytoplasm; protein phosphatase 4 complex; nucleus. Gene Ontology annotation, biological process: protein dephosphorylation. The record is from RefSeq and is a predicted model, not a curated record. Gene Ontology annotation, molecular function: protein phosphatase regulator activity.
GCUUUGUUGGGUUGCUACAUGCUACUGCUAACUAGCAAGUAUUUCCUGCCUGUGACUGGACACAGCUAUGGACAUCGACGCGUUAUUGGAGGCGUUUCAAGAAUUUGAGAAGAAAGGCAAGAAUGAGACCUGUCCUGAACUAGAGCAAUUCUUGGGUCAUGUUGCCAAGACGGGGCAACCAAUUCUUGCAUUUCCAAUAUUUUUCCAGGAUCUCAUGGUCGCAGUUCAAAACGUACUUUGUGUUUAAAUUGGAAAAAGUCAUGGAUGAUUUCCAUGCUUCAACACCGGAACAUAGAGCGCCACAUAAUCCCAAUGUGGACUAUGUUCCCUUCGAAGAGAUGAAGACGAGGAUCUUAAAAAUAGUGGAUGGUUACCAUGGAAUCCCAUUCACCAUCCAGCGUCUAUGUGAACUCCUUAUGGACCCCAAGCGCAACUACACAGGAACACAUAAGUUUCUCAUGGGUUUAGAGAAGAAUGUAAUGGUGGUCAGCUGUAUGUACCCCGCAUCAGAGAAAAAUGGGGCAUCCAGUGUAAACAGAAUGAAUGGAGUGAUGUUUCCUGGUAACUCUUCUCUAUAUUCAGACAGUCGAAAUGUAAAUGGACCGGACACACCAAAACCGCUCACCAGACCAAAGCUGUCACAGGCGUCCUCACUUUCCUCCAACGGACUCCCAGACUGUACAAUCAGUAAAGAGCCAGAGCCAACCACAGAGGGGGCGGAGGAGCAUCUUAGGAGUGAUUCCUCGCCAUCAGCAGGUGGUGUUACAACAAGCAGCGGGAUAAAGAACAAACACCCCGAGGAGGAAGAGGAGGAUUCUGAAGCGGACAAACGUGAGGUCAAGAGACUUAAGUUUGACCAAAAGAAAGAGGAUGAAACGGGAAGUGGAGAAAAGGAAUCUUCUUGUUGUAAAGAGUCAGAGAGCUCGUCAGAAGACAAAAGAGGAACAUCUUGUAAAACACAUACUGUUUCAGAGGAUGAUGAGCCCAGCAGCACACAGACAGGACUUUCUGAAGGGGAAGAAGAAUCGUCUGAGAAGGUAAAGGACCCAAGUCUGGCAGAGGUUAACACUGUGGAUCCACCUGAGGCUCCAUCAGAGAAGAGUCCAAGCGUCGAGGAGGAAAAUACGGAGAGCAGCAGCAGCAGCAGCAGCAGCGAUGGAGAAGGUCUACCCGGCGACAAGCAGCUCCCCUCUUCUAGUAGUUCACCUGACUUGUCAGCAGAGGGCAACGCUGACAGUUCAAACAUUGCAAAGACUGAAACAGAGCACGAGGAAAAUGACUAACUUGAGGCCGCCUGCCAACUGACUUUUUUUUUACACUGUAUGAUAUCACACAAAGGGUAUUUACUCAUGAUGUCUGUGGACUUCAGGACCAGGACGGACCUCAGAUCCCUCACUGAACGAUCCCUCAAAUACUCAAAGUCUACACAUCAGCUGGUCGUAAAACUGGAAGGAAAGGAUUUCAAGAUUAUGGAGACUUUUUUCACUGUUGACUAAAACUUUUUCUAACCCUUUAUUCAUUGAUUUUUAUAUAAGCAUUAUAAUUUAACCUUGAUAAAUGAUGUAUAGUAAUUUCAUUACUCUUAAGUCCUUUGGCAUGUAUUUCCAAAAAAGAUACAUUUAGCAUUUUGAGUUGUGUCUUGGCCUCAGCAUAGUUGUUUUGACUAUUUUUCUGAUGAAUGUGUAUGAACACAUGCCAUUAAGAAUGCGCAGCAACACUUCAUAGGCGUCAGAUUUUUCUAUGAAGCACUUGUAUUGCUUAUUAAAAUUAAAUCGCACUUGUUUUCAUUAACCCCUUGAAGGAUGUGGAAAUGUCAUAGUUUUGCUUUCUCACUUUAAACGGCCAAUGUAAACACAAAAUAUUGCCACUAGUCACCAGUUUGGUUUUUAUAAAUGAAUGGUUUGGCCAUUUCUGCAUCAAAAUCUGUCACACAACACAAAGUACUUUUACACUUUCUGUAUGUAAUACCUUAGUUGUACAAAUAUCUCUUUUGAUAGCUUGGAUUUUGACAGUACACAUCUGUAAAUGUUUUUUUGUAGACUUGUUAUACAUGUCCACUGCCUUCAUAACACUGAUAAUUGCUGGAAAUUGAGUGCUUGAGCUUGUAUCAUAGUAUUCGUGGAAAGCAAUAAAUGCUAAAAUUCAAA